Zingiber officinale is the source of this 4162-nucleotide messenger RNA. Its product is annotated as probable phospholipid-transporting ATPase 7. NCBI's taxonomy places the organism in Eukaryota, Viridiplantae, Streptophyta, Magnoliopsida, Zingiberales, Zingiberaceae. Gene Ontology annotation, biological process: phospholipid translocation. Gene Ontology annotation, molecular function: ATP hydrolysis activity; magnesium ion binding; ATP binding. The coding region runs from base 303 to 3968 and encodes 1221 amino acids. The transcript has 11 exons. The record is from RefSeq and is a predicted model, not a curated record. Gene Ontology annotation, cellular component: plasma membrane.
UCCUCCUGUUGCGUCAAGAAAGAGAGAGACAGACAGAGAGCGAAACGGUGAGAGGGGGAGCCGAAGCUCCAUUCUAUCGUCUCUCUCCGUGAAGGGAGGGAAGUUGGCACCUUGGACCAGCUCGGCAAAGAAUUGUAGAGAGUUUUCGGUUGAAAUUGGCAACCAGGAAUCUGAAAUCCUGUCGGCAUUAUUGUAUAAAUCAAUAGAUCUUUAAAGCUCCGAACUUUAGAUUAAUGGAGGCGCGUUUGUCUUGCUGUUGAGUUAAGGAGAAAGCAACCAGCAGCCGACGAGAGAAGGGAGCAAUGGAGCGACGAGUUAGGAAACGUGAUCGGCUCAAAUGGAGCCUGCUUUAUACGUUCUCUUGUACCCGGGCGACAAUGACGGCCGACGAGGAGCAGGCUUCUCUCGACUGUCCCGGUUACUCUCGCAUCAUCCACUGCAACCAACCGCAGCUCCACACGAAGAUGGGCCUCUAUUACACUGGCAACCACAUCUCCACCACGAGGUACAACUUCGUCACCUUCCUCCCCAAAGCAUUGUUCGAGCAAUUCCGUCGGGUGGCCAACAUCUACUUCCUCCUCGCUGCCGUGCUCUCCCUCACACCGGUUUCCCCCUUCACUCCGGUGAGCAUGAUUGCUCCGCUCGCCUUCGUUGUCGGGCUGAGCAUGAUGAAGGAAGCGCUCGAAGAUUGGAAGAGAUUUAUCCAGGACAUGAAGGUCAACCGCCGAAGAGGCGAUGUUCACGGGGGUGAGGGGCAGUUCGUCCACAAGCAUUGGCAAGACAUUCGCGUGGGGGAUGUCGUCAAGGUCGAGAAAGACAAAUUUUUUCCAGCUGACCUCCUACUGCUUUCUUCAAGCUAUGAAGAUGGGAUUUGCUAUGUGGAGACCAUGAAUUUGGAUGGUGAGACUAACUUGAAGGUCAAGCGAUCACUUGAGGUAACAUUGUCCUUGGAAGAUGAUGAGGCCUUCAAGGACUUCGCAGGCACUAUAAAAUGUGAAGAUCCCAAUCCCAGCCUUUACACUUUUGUGGGUAAUUUUGAGUAUGAAAGACAGUUGUAUGUGCUUGAUCCGAGCCAGAUUUUGCUCAGGGAUUCAAAACUUAGGAAUACAAGUUACAUAUAUGGAGUGGUUAUCUUCACUGGCCAUGACAGCAAAGUUAUGCAAAAUGCUACCGACUCACCGUGUAAGAGAAGCAGAAUUGAGAGGAAAAUGGAUAGUAUAAUAUAUAUUCUCUUCAGUCUUCUUGUUCUCAUAUCAUUAAUUAGCUCAAUAGGAUUUGCUAUUUUGACAAAGUAUGGAAUGCCGAAUUGGUGGUUCUUGCAACCCAAUAUUACCACUGGCUUGUAUGAUCCUUCUAGACCAGCGGUAUCUGGUGUUUUCCAUCUGGUCACAGCCCUGAUUCUUUAUGGAUAUCUGAUUCCUAUUUCCCUUUAUGUUUCUAUUGAAGUCGUCAAAGUCUUGCAAGCAACAUUCAUCAACCAAGAUGUUUUCAUGUAUGAUGAGGAGAUUGGAAAGCCUGCACGAGCACGAACUUCAAAUUUGAAUGAGGAGCUCGGGCAAGUUGAUACCAUUCUUACGGAUAAAACAGGAACUUUAACUUGCAACCAAAUGGAUUUUCUCAAAUGUUCCAUUGCUGGAAUUUCAUAUGGUCUACGAGCUAGUGAAGUUGAAAUUGCUGCAGCAAAGCAGAUAGCAGCAGAAGUUCCUGGUACUCCUGAGCAUCAUACUGGAAGUCAGGAUCCGUGGGAGGGGAAGUCACCCUCUCAUGGAUCAUCGGAUAUUAAAUUCGAACAUGAGAUUACUUGUAUGAUUGAGGAUAUACACAAACCUGCCAUAAAAGGUUUUAGUUUUCAAGAUGACCGCUUAAUGCAUGGAAACUGGACAAAGGAACCCACUGCAAGUACUAUUCUUCUUUUCUUAAGAAUACUUGCUUUGUGUCACACUGCAAUUCCUGAAGCAAAUGAUGAAACUGGUGGCUUCAACUAUGAAGCAGAAUCACCAGAUGAAGCUGCAUUCCUUGUUGCAGCGAGGGAAUUCGGCUUUGAAUUUUUUAAGAGGACCCAAUCUAGUGUGUUCAUCAGAGAAAAAUACUCUCCUUCCGAGGAACCCGUGGAGAGGGAGUUCAAGAUUCUCAAUCUACUGGAAUUUAACAGCAAAAGGAAGAGAAUGUCUGUAAUUCUGCGUGAUGAGAAUGGACAGAUUGUUCUUCUUUGCAAAGGUGCUGACAGUAUCAUUUUUGAUAGACUUUCCAAAAAUGGAAAAAUGUAUGAGAGUGAUACAAGCAAACAACUCAAUGAAUAUGGGGAAGCAGGCUUGAGGACAUUAGCACUGGCGUAUAGGGUGCUUGAUGAAUCUGAGUAUUCUUCUUGGAACAAUGAGUUUUUAAAAGCAAAAACUACCAUUGGAGCAGAUCUGGAAGCACAAAUUGAGAGAGUUUCUGAUAUGAUGGAAAGAGAAUUGAUUCUUGUAGGUGCAACUGCUGUGGAAGACAAAUUACAAAAAGGGGUUCCUCAGUGUAUAGAUAAAUUAGCUCAAGCUGGUCUCAAGAUCUGGGUUCUGACUGGUGAUAAGCUUGAAACUGCAAUCAAUAUAGGAUUUGCUUGCAGUUUACUUAGGCAAGGCAUGAAACAAAUACAUUUAUCAAUUGCAAACAUUGAACUACUAACACAAGAUCCAAACAAGGAGACAAAAGAAAACCUAAUGAUGCAACUAACAAAUGCCUCCCAAAUGAUCAAGCUGGAGAAGGACCCAUAUGCAGCAUUUGCUCUGAUAAUUGAUGGAAAAACACUGACAUAUGCACUAGAGGAUGAUUUAAAGAAUCAGUUUCUGAGUCUAGCUGUUGAUUGUGCUUCUGUCAUAUGUUGCCGGGUAUCCCCAAGGCAGAAAGCAUUGGUGACCAGAUUGGUUAAAGAAGGUACAGGAAAAGUUACUUUGGCUAUAGGUGAUGGUGCUAAUGACGUUGGUAUGAUUCAAGAGGCUGAUAUAGGUGUCGGUAUUAGUGGUGUGGAAGGGAUGCAGGCAGUAAUGGCUAGUGAUUUCUCAAUUUCACAAUUCAGAUUCCUUCAACGACUUCUUGUAGUUCACGGCCAUUGGUGCUAUAAGCGGAUAGCACUCAUGAUUUGUUAUUUCUUCUAUAAAAACAUAGCAUUUGGGUUAACAAUAUUCUACUAUGAGACAUACACUGGCUUCUCCGGGCAGUCUGUAUAUGAUGAUUGGUACAUGCUCCUAUUUAAUGUAGUUCUGACAUCAUUGCCAGUAAUAACAUUAGGAGUUUUCGAGCAAGAUGUUUCUUCUGAAGUAUGCUUACAGUUCCCAGCACUGUACCAGCAAGGGCCUAGAGAUUUAUUCUUCGGUUGGUACCGGAUUAUCGGUUGGAUGCUUAAUGGCCUUUACUCCUCCAUCAUGAUACAUUUCCUCAACAUUGAAAUCUUUUACCUCGGUGCAUUCCGAGCCGAGGGCCAGACUGCUGACAUUGCUGCAGUUGGAGCCACCAUGUUCACCUGCAUCAUCUGGGCCGUAAAUGUGCAAAUCUCCCUCAUUAUGAGCCAUUUCACAUGGAUUCAGAUUCUCUUCGUAUGGGGCAGUGUUGCUGCCUGGUACCUUUUCUUGUUCUGCUAUGGGAUGUUGUCGCCGAUUAUCUCCGGAAAUGCCUUCAGAAUACUCCAAGAAGCCCUCGGAUCUGCACCAACCUUCUGGACUGCAACUCUCCUAGUUACUGCAGUGUGCAACAUCCCGUAUCUGCUCCACAUUUCCUUACAGAGGACCUUCAAUCCAUUAGAUCACCAUGUAAUCCAGGAGAUCAAGCACUACAAGAAGGAUUUGGAGGACCAACAUAUGUGGAAGAGAGAGAAGUCUAAGGCAAGGGAGAAGACUCUCAUCGGUUUUACUGCGAGGGUGGAUGCCAAGAUCAGGCAGAUCAAAGGGUCACUGCAAAGGAAAGUCUCAUCCAUGACAAUGCAAAGUGUGUGAUUUUCUGUUAAGUUUUUCUCUCUGUAAUUUCAUUUCUCUCUACCUCUAGUGUUUUUUUUCCCCUCCUUGCUAUUUUGAUUGUCCACCAAAUAUCACAUUCUUCCCGGGGAUGGUUUAAACUUUCCUGAAUGUAUAAAUCCAAUUGUACCAUAUUUAUAGUCACGUUGAAUUGAAGAGCCAUGGAGUUUAGUUGA